Diabrotica virgifera virgifera (western corn rootworm) is the source of this 417-nucleotide messenger RNA. RefSeq lists its product as uncharacterized. The record is from RefSeq and is a predicted model, not a curated record. Gene Ontology annotation, molecular function: chitin binding. The transcript is spliced from 2 exons. Lineage: Eukaryota; Metazoa; Arthropoda; Insecta; Coleoptera; Chrysomelidae. Bases 62 to 313 code for a protein of 83 amino acids. Gene Ontology annotation, cellular component: extracellular region.
GAUAGAAAUUACUAUUAAUAUUGUUUAAACAUUAGGAACCAGCAAAAACUAAUUGUUCAAAAUGAUUCUUAAAAUGGUCAUCAUUUCCUGCUGCGUUGCACUAGCACUUAGUCAAGUUGUCGGAAAAUGUCCCUGUAUAAAUCGCAAAUAUCCAGUUUAUCUUCCAGAUGCAACUUCCUGUUCAACAUUCUAUGAAUGUUCUAACGGAACACCAAUUCAACUGAGAUGUGCGGAUGGAACAUAUUUCGACAGCUCUAGGAGAAUAUGCAACCACCAACAAGACGUAAAUUGUGGCAGUAGAAGAGCAGAUUAAGUCGCAAUUUGAAAAAAGCAAAUUUUCUUUAAUUUUCAUGGUACCUGUGAUACACACAAAAUUGUAUUAGUAAUGUUAAAAAUUAAAAUCAGAAUAAAAAGACA